AUGCAUGCGCGACAGGGCGUCAGCGACGACCAGAAGUUAGGGGUGAAGGGGAGGGUGAGGCAUAGGGCACGGGAUGGCAAGGGGGUUGUAAGAGUGCGCGCCAGCACUACCCGUUCACUCCGCAAAGGCAGCUUUCUCACACCCUCCCAGCGGCUUACCUCCAGUCGCCCUUUCCCAAACACUCUCAACGGUUCCCCAUCACUCCCUCACCUCAUCAGUCAUCUCCACCCCUGCAUUCUCCCUUUUCGCCCCGUCUCCGCACCUCUCCCCCUUCCCUCUCCUCCCCCUCUCCCCCCCAACCGCCUCGUCCCCUCCCCUCCACAGCGAUCUACAGGACGCGCGUCUUACGGGCGAUCUGCCCGCCGCCGUCUUCGACCUCACGGCGCUGAGCUUGCUGUCAGUCCCGCCGCCCGCGCCCUCCUCGUCCUCCCACCCCCUGGAACCCCUUUCUCCUCAUCGCCCCGCUGCUCCCACUCGCUCACGCCACUUGCACGUUGCCCAAUGGGUCCCAGAUACAAUCUGGCGCUGAACCCGAAGCUCACAGGCAGCCUGCCUGACACUCUUGGCAACCUCGCCCACCUCACGUUGCUCCACACGCCAACCCUUGUGUGCGCUGCUGUGAGUGUCAUGCGCACUGCCCUUGCGGUAAGCACUCGCGCGCAUCCCUCCCAUGCCCAUCAUCUGCCCUCCUUCGCCAUGCUCUCGCCUCCCCACUCCCUCCCCACUCCCUCCCCACUCCCUCCCCACUCCCUCCCCACUCCCUCCCCUCCCCACGCCCUCCCCACGGGAGCAGUAUAG
Messenger RNA from Closterium sp. Naga37s-1, 798 nucleotides. The record is from the annotation of a GenBank genome assembly. NCBI's taxonomy places the organism in Eukaryota, Viridiplantae, Streptophyta, Zygnematophyceae, Desmidiales, Closteriaceae.